Orycteropus afer afer is the source of this 708-nucleotide messenger RNA. RefSeq names its product protein kinase X-linked (gene PRKX). NCBI's taxonomy places the organism in Eukaryota, Metazoa, Chordata, Mammalia, Tubulidentata, Orycteropodidae. Gene Ontology annotation, biological process: protein phosphorylation. Gene Ontology annotation, molecular function: protein serine/threonine kinase activity; ATP binding. The record is from RefSeq and is a predicted model, not a curated record.
UUGCUCCUCGCAGGCACAGGCACGUUUGGUCGGGUGCACCUGGUCCGUGAGAAGGCGGCCAAGCAUUUCUAUGCCCUCAAGGUGAUGAGCAUUCCAGACGUCAUCCGCCUGAAACAGGAGCAGCACGUUCACAACGAGAAGGCGGUCCUGGAGGAAGUCAGCCACCCGUUCCUCGUCCGGCUGUUCUGGACGUCCCACGAUGACCGUUUCCUGUACAUGCUGCUGGAGUUCGUUCCGGGCGGCGAGCUCUUCAGCUACCUGCGGAACCGGGGCCGCUUCAGCAGCGGCGCGGGGCUCUUCUACUCGGCAGAGAUCGUCUGCGCCAUCGAGUACCUGCACUCCAAGGAGAUCGUGUACCGCGACCUGAAGCCCGAGAACAUCCUGCUGGACAGGGACGGCCACGUGAAGCUCACAGACUUCGGCUUCGCCAAGAAGCUGGUGGACAGAGACCUCAUUAGGAAGUUGCUCGUGGUGGACAGAACAAGACGGCUUGGGAACAUGAAGAAUGGAGCAAAUGAUGUGAAACGGCAUCGUUGGUUCCGAUCUGUGGACUGGGAAGGCGUCCCACAGAGAAGGAUGAAGCCACCCAUUGUGCCCAAAGUGUCCUGUGAUGGGGACACGUCCAACUUUGAGGCGUACCCCGACCAUGACUGGAGCAAGGGCCCCCCCGUGUCGCCACAGGACUUGGAGAUCUUCAAGAACUUCUGA